Molecule: messenger RNA, 468 nt
Organism: Necator americanus (New World hookworm)
Lineage: Eukaryota; Metazoa; Nematoda; Chromadorea; Rhabditida; Ancylostomatidae
Exons: 4
Coding region: 1-468 (155 amino acids)
Biological process (GO): axon development; sensory organ development; positive regulation of transcription by RNA polymerase II
Cellular component (GO): nucleus
Molecular function (GO): E-box binding; protein dimerization activity; DNA-binding transcription factor activity, RNA polymerase II-specific
Source: RefSeq, a predicted model, not a curated record
AUGGACGAUUUUAAUAAGAAGAAGCAGCGACGAUUGAAGGCUAAUGGACGAGAACGGCAACGAAUGCAUGGUCUUAAUGAUGCAUUGGAUCUGUUGAGACAGUACGUACCAAUCACGGCACAACAUCAAAAACUCAGCAAAAUUGAAACGCUUCGACUAGCAAGAAAUUACAUCCUGGCACUUCAAAGAAUGCUCCAAACCGGUAGACAACCGACUCCACUUGAAUAUGCGCAUCAAUUAUCGAUUGGUCUUAGUCAAACUACUACAAAUAUGUUGGCAAAUUUGCUACAGGUGCAGCCUCGUCUACUUCUCACCGCUGCCCCAUCUACGUCUUGUGCGGAAAUGUCGGUUGUUCCACCGCCCACCAUAUACCCUCAAGGAAUCCCAUAUCCUGGAGACUACAGUGGAUCGGAGUCCAGUUUCGAAAGUCCCAAUAACUGCUAUCGAUAUCAACCUUAUAUGCAAUAG